AUGCUUCACCGAACUGUCUAUUUGGCUCUUUUGGCCCUCAUCGUCGUCUCGGCCACGGCCUCGGCCAUCAGUCUUGAGCAAGCCGACGGCCGAAUGAAGAUGUGCCCUCCCGGGGGCUCUACCUUCACCAUGGCCUGGAGCAUGUCGUGCUCGAUGCGCCGGAAACGCGACGUCUCCGCCGAUGACUACUACGGAGGCAUUGCCAAACGCGCCCUGAUCGCUCCAUCGAUCCGUCAGCUCCAAACAAUCUGCUGCCAGGUCGGCUGUAAUGUGGAGGACCUCCUCGCCUACUGUGCACCAAUCUAG
Molecule: messenger RNA, 306 nt
Organism: Caenorhabditis briggsae
Lineage: Eukaryota; Metazoa; Nematoda; Chromadorea; Rhabditida; Rhabditidae
Gene: Cbr-ins-18
Product: Protein CBR-INS-18
Exons: 3
Coding region: 1-306 (101 amino acids)
Source: RefSeq, a predicted model, not a curated record